Kickxella alabastrina is the source of this 1803-nucleotide messenger RNA. Its product is annotated as RED-like protein N-terminal region-domain-containing protein. NCBI's taxonomy places the organism in Eukaryota, Fungi, Kickxellomycota, Kickxellomycetes, Kickxellales, Kickxellaceae. Gene Ontology annotation, cellular component: nucleus. The transcript has a single exon. The record is from RefSeq and is a predicted model, not a curated record. Gene Ontology annotation, biological process: mRNA splicing, via spliceosome. Bases 102 to 1652 code for a protein of 516 amino acids.
AAAAACGGUCAGCCAAAAUAAUGGAUUUUUGGCCCACGUUUCUAUUUCUUUGAUUCCCAUUUGCUUUGCGACGCCAUCAAUUUUAGCACAAAAAUUCAACAAUGUCGAAUGAUCCCGGACGACUGACGCAAUCAGACUUUCGCAAGCUUUUGCAGACUCCAGGCGGACCUUCUUCUGGUGCGACAGGCGAUGAGGAGCGCGCCGGACGCAGGCGGGCAGGUGUGCUUGGCGGGCGCAAGCAGCUGCACAAGGCCGCAAAACUAACAGCAGAGGCACCAGCGGCCGUGCAACCGACGUCGGCGCCGACCAGAAAGCGCGAACAUCGUCCGAACAAAACUGAUGACAACGGUCCGACAAACAUGUACCGCGACAGAGCAGCCGAGCGCCGGCAGGGCACAGGCGAUGUAGAAGAAGAUUUGGUGCUCGGUGCCGGUGUGGAGGCCUACGAGAGAAGCAAGUUUCUGGGCGGCGAUACCGAGCACACGCAUCUAGUCAAGGGCCUUGAUUUUCUGCUGCUGGACCGCGUGCGUGCUCAGGGGCCGGCGUCGGCUCAGCUUGACAGCGAGUUGGAACGACUCUUGGAGCAGAAUGAAAACCAGCAGGAGCAGAAGCAUGACGGUAAAAUGGAAGCGGCGGCGACUUAUGGUUUGGGCGCUAUGACGGCGCUGGGCGAGGGAGUGCUCGGCGUUGUCCAGCGAAUGAGUGAGCGGCAGGCUAAUGGGCUGGGACUGGUGAAAGCAAACGAGGUGUUUUUGCCUGGGCGAAUGUACUUUGAGUUUGAUCUGGGAAGCAGCACGACUACAACGCGCAUUCGCAGCCAAGAGGAGGUUGCACGAAUCGCAGGCAGCAGCGGUUCCGUGGCGACGGCGGCGAUUCAGGAGGGCGACCGCGUAGUAUUGGCCAAGGUCAUUUCGGCGAUUGCUGCCUCGCGCCAGCGCAGGCGCGAUGCUCGGGAACAUCAGCAGGAACUGUUGCAAGAAGAGUUUGAGAACCCAAGUCCAGCACCCGAACCAUCUGUGGCUGCUGGGGAAAACCCGAGCAUGGCGGAGGAUAACAGCGAUGACGACAUUUUUGCCGAGGCGGGCGUUGACUAUCAAGUGACCAUCGGUGAUAUUAGCCAUUGUGUGGCAGGUCCAGCGCCAGACAAUGAUGACGAUGAUGAUGGAUACGCUGUGACAGCACCAUACCCAGAGUCUGACAGCGAAUUUGGAGUGACAGCACCGUACCCAGAGUAUGACAGCGAAUUUGGCGUUACUGCGCCGUACCCGGGGUUCAUAGAUGACGAUAUGGCAGUAGCAGCGCCGUAUCCAGACUCGGCAGACAGUGGAGACAAAGAGGAAGGUGUCAAUGCACCGUACCCGAAGCCCCCAAGCAACAGCCGGCCGAGCAAGCGGCCACGCACAGGGCUUUCUGCAGAGACUGACAGCGAUGGCGAAGCCGACAUGCGUCUGUUCUCCGAGGCUCGGCUGCGCUUCAAAGAAGAAACUAGUGACAUGCUGCAGCACAACGCGCCCAGUGCUUCUUCCUCUUCUAAGCGCCCAACAAAGGCUUCUUCAACGGGUGUGUCUAACAGCGAGUGGCAGAAGACGCGCAAAAUUAUGAAGCAAAAAUACGGCAUUGACAUUACCGCGGACAAAAAUUCCCCUGAGUAAGGGGAGGCGAAACAUUAAUGGCGACUUUGCUAAUAUUUGCACGCUUUGGCCUCAAAAUUAUUCUAAUUCUCGGACACUUAUUUCUCACUCGUUACUAAUUGGCCGCCUUGCCAACCAUUGAUUGCGGCUGAGUUUAAGUCAACGCAAUAAA